AUGCCACACUCUGCCGCCGACAGAAACCUCUGGCUGGCCUAUGCCAACGCAGUCAAGGAGGCCAUCCAGUUUGAGCCAACACAUGGUACUGCCCUGUACCUCUCCAGCAAGGCCCAGAAAGGUCCCUUUGCUUCGCCACGGAUACCUCUGGAAUAUACCAAUGCCGGCAUCUAUGAAGCUGCGAAUAAUCAUCUGCGAACAGGAGACCUUUUCUAUCACCCAGAUUCUCGAGAUUCUUAUGUGAAGUCUCUCAGGACAUUUCUCCAAUCAGUUGAUGCCGGUGCCAGGGGUGAUGUUCACAUCAGCAUCGAGAGCUGUAUUAGGGAGCUCGAGGAUAGCCUUGAGAUCUAUGAGAAAUCCGCGGACAAGGCUCGCCGAACAUUCAAAAAGCACUCGGAUGUGGGCAUGACUGGUGACAUGACCUUUUCGCAAUGGCACCAGACUAAUGCGCCGGCGUUUUGCAACUCUAUUCGAGAUGUUGAGGUUGCAUCUGAUGCUCUUCUAGCUGCAGGAAGCGUGCUCAUCGGACCGCGAGCGCAGAAGUGGAAUCAAGACUUGAGAAAGCUCCUGCAUGCAAUGAUGUCAGAGCAAGAGAUACCAGGGAUGACAAUGCCGAUUGAUAUGGACUUUACCCUCAGAUCAAGCGAGAAAGCUCAGAAACUGCUCAACAAAAUCAAAUUGCGCAAGAAGGCAAGUCCGUCAAAAGUCGUGGCUUGCGUUCCUGCGUUCUAUUGCCCCGACUAUGAGAACGUGGUCAGGGAUUGGAUCGGCGCGGGCCGUCGCGAUGAACCGGGUGAUAGGUUAUACGUCCGUUACGCAGAAGGAGAAAUAGCCGACGAGGGUGGGUUCGGACAUGAACAGCAGGGCGACAGUUUCAAAUUCACCUACCCGCCUUGGCUCUCAUUCUAUGUCGACGGACACGAGUUGCCUUUCAAGGCCGUCAUGCAGGACAGCGAUGUGGACAUUACCAUAUCUUUCGACAACCUGAGAAUCGUUAAAGUUGCCCCUGGCGCAUGGAAUUUAGACAGCCUAAGUUCAUCAUAUCCUCGGAUGAAGGCAGGCCUUUCUACGGACACAAAUAAGAUCGCACAGCCUCACAGACUCGUUGUGAUCAAUAAUCUGGUCUUGAGGAUUUCUUUCAGCGGUCGAGUCGUUGCAGAGGUUGCAAAGCAGCUGAAAAGGAUACAGUACUACGGGGGAUUUCUGAAUGUCUUGGGAGUCUCUGCAGCAAUAGACCAAGACAGGAGCACUGAUCAGACAUCACAUACAGCCACGUGGAAUGCUGAAGAUGGUGUGCUUGAGGUCAUUCCAACCGUCGAUGGAGGCUUCGCAACAUUCAUUGGGACGAUUGGCAAAGCGCUUUGA
Colletotrichum gloeosporioides is the source of this 1365-nucleotide messenger RNA. RefSeq lists its product as uncharacterized. The record is from RefSeq and is a predicted model, not a curated record. The transcript has 5 exons. The coding region runs from base 1 to 1365 and encodes 454 amino acids. Lineage: Eukaryota; Fungi; Ascomycota; Sordariomycetes; Glomerellales; Glomerellaceae.